This is a messenger RNA of Homo sapiens (human), 37183 nucleotides long. RefSeq names its product polypeptide N-acetylgalactosaminyltransferase 2 (gene GALNT2). Gene Ontology annotation, cellular component: Golgi apparatus; extracellular region; Golgi cisterna membrane. The transcript has 17 exons. Bases 32897 to 34519 code for a protein of 540 amino acids. Gene Ontology annotation, biological process: protein O-linked glycosylation via N-acetylgalactosamine. The record is from RefSeq and is a predicted model, not a curated record. NCBI's taxonomy places the organism in Eukaryota, Metazoa, Chordata, Mammalia, Primates, Hominidae. Gene Ontology annotation, molecular function: polypeptide N-acetylgalactosaminyltransferase activity.
AGUACCUUUUAUCACUUCUGUAUCAUUUAUUUAUUUCGGGAAGGGAGUGUAGUGGCUGCCAGGAGAGGGAGGCACACAUAUAAAUUGUGGACAAAGCCUAGAAACCUAGGCAUUGCCCCUGCUCAUAGGAAGUCAUAUGCAUGGAACAUACGCACUGGAGUGCUAGUUAGACAGCUGGGAUGAUAGAGCAGGGGAUCCAGGCUGAUACAUCAGGGGAACUUGCAGAGAGAAUAGGGGAUCCAGGAUGAUAGAGCAGGAUAAGGACAGCUGUGGAUGGAGCAGGACGACUGGAUAAUGGAGCAUGGAGCCAGGAUGAUGGAACAAGCAGCCAGGAUGAUGGACAGGGAGCUGGGAUGAUGGAGCCGGGAGCUGGGAUGAUGGAGCAGAGCAGCUGGGAUGAUGGAGCAGGGCAGCUGGGAUGAAACAGCAGGGAGCUGGAAUGAUAGAGCACGGCAGUUGGGAUGAUGGAGGAGGGAAGCUGGGAUGAUGGAGCAGGGAAGCCGGGAUGAUGGAGCAGGGAAGCCGGGAUGAUGGAGCAGGGAGCCAGGAUGAUGGAGCAGGGAGCCUAGAUGAUGGAGCUGGCAGCUGGGAUGACAGAGUGGGGAGCAGGAUGAUGGAGCAGGGAGCCAGGAUGAUGGAGCGGGGGGGCCAGGAUGAUGGAGCGGGGAGCUGGGAUGAUGGAGCAGGCAGCCAGGAUGAUGGAGUGGGGAGCCCAGAUGUUGGAGCAGGCAGCCAGGAUGAUGGAGUGGGGAGCGAGGAUGAUGGAGCAGGGGAGCCGGGAUGAGGGAGCAGGCAGCUGGGAUGACGGAGCAGGGAGUGGGAUGAUGGAGCAGGGAGCGGGAUGAUGGAGCGGGGAGCCAAGAUGAUGGAGCAGGGAGCUGGGAUGUUGGAGCAGACAGUUGGGAUGAUGGAGCAGGGGGCUGGGAUGAUGGAGCUGGGGGGCCCAAUGAUGGAACAAGAAGCCAGACUGAUAGAACAGAGGAAAUGAUCUGAGAAACAACUUUGAAAGGUCACCUGCAGCCCCCUGAUGCUUGCAUUAUGUUAAAAUGUUUGAAAAUUUAGAAUCCUCAUUUUAAGGCAUUGAUCUUUCCUUCAGAAAGCUGUCCUUGCUGUUAAACGGUGUCCGGAGAGUAAGGAGAUGGUCAGCACUGAGCAUUUAGUUUCUUCAGAGGAAUGACAGUGGGGGUUACUCUGUUUUUACUUGGAGUAUCUGGAUUGUUCAGGACCAAGUAAAACUCUGUAAGAAAGGGUUGGAAAUCCUGGUGGGCCUCUGUUAGCCCUUCCAAUAGAAGGGGGCCGGAGGGGGCCCACUGUCUGUGUCCUUGGACCUGCAUGCAAGCUGAAGGAAAUGGUGCCUGCUGCACAUGGAGGAGCUGGAGCCGUGGACAGGCCUGAGCUCAUCUCCAUCAGCACCCGGAUGUUGGCGUACAUGCCUGUGAAGGUGAGGGUCUGCACUUCCAGCAGCCCUCCCCCUUUGUAUGUCACUUUGGACACCCGAGAUUUCCCUGAUUUGCCUGGAGCCUCUGUGUAAUUUUUAAUUUGAUCCCCUGCGUCCCAGUGGACUGUGAGUGUCUUGAGGCCAGCACAGGCUUGGCCCCUCCCACAGCAGGGAGACAGUGGGGAGCCAGGCUAACAUGGGCCCAGGGAUGUAUAUUCUGGAAGGAGGGCAGGCUGGGGGACGGUCACGCCAAUAUCAGAGUGUGAAGUGGGGCUCCAUGAGAGGUGAGUCCUCAUCAGGAAGGGCCGAGGAGGGGACCUGUGGGCGAGGCCUGUUGACCAGAAUGAUCCAGUGUGGCAGAAGGCUGUCUGGGCUUGGAGAAGAUCCUGUGCAGAGAUCCUGGGGCCAGAAUGAACUUGGCAUGUCUGGGCAACCAAAGGAGGAGGGCAAGCUGGUGAAUGGGACGUGAGGUCAGAGAGACAGCCGGGGGAUGGUGAGCAUUUAGGAUCUGAUUUUGUCUGCCCUGGCACUUCCUGUGUCUGGCUCAGCACCGAGACGUUGCUAGGUGAGGGAGAUGAGGCUGAGACUGGUGGGCUCGGGGGAGAAUGGCUGAGAGCCAGGGUUGUGGAGGGUCUGCCACAUGGGGGACCAUGCCUCACAGGUUCAAGGCAUCCCUGGCCCCUGGCUCCCUCCUACUCUCCUUCAGCUGUUUGCCUGCUGGGUGACUCAGCUAUGGGCUACCAAGUCAUUUUGCCCUUUUCUGCUGGGAUCUGCGUGCUGAGUCUCUGACUGGUAACAUGCUGUGGUUUGGCAGCAUGCUUGGGAGUUGACAUCAUUUCUGGGUGCAAGUCUGGCUUUUUCUCCCUGGUGCAGGGUGAACAUGGGAUUAGGGGAGACAAGAAUGUCUGCUUUUUCGUCCAGACAUGCUGCCUUGCUCUUGCAGCUGAACAGACCCCAGCUGUAUUUGUAAGUUAAGCCCUUAAAUCCUGUGCCCUAAAGGUGGAGGUGCCAUUUCAUCUCCGAGAAGUGGAGAAAGAUUGUGCAGUGAUGCUGAGGUACAGGAGAGAGCUGAUGAGGAAUAGAAUGAUCAGUUGUUUGUAAGCAAUCUCCUCUCUUCUGGCUCUCUUUAGCAAAAGUUUUUAUUAUUAACUCUCCUUUCACCACUGCGGAUGGCAGACAUACCUGACGGCAAAACUGAAGCAUACCCUGACAGUGACCCUGUGGGGCAGACACACCUGAAUGUGUGUUUGGAGUUUUGAGCUAAGGAAUCCGGGAGUGGCCAACCUGGAGAUUCAUUCCUUGUUUAUGAGGAACAUCUGAGCCCCUAUCCUGUCCCGUGGAACACUGGGCAUACAGAUGAGCGAGGCCCUUUGUUUUGGGUUAAAUGAAGGUUGCCCCGUGGAGGCUGUUAGAGGAUGCUAGGUGGAAACUCUAUUUAUAAACCACAGGCUUCAAGCAGUUGCAGUUUUCCUGCCCAGUCCACUGCCACUGGGCCAUCCCUGUGUACAGGUUUCCCACUCGUAAGCCCCUGUGUCUCAUUUGCUGGCUCUGGGUCUCCUUCAGCUUCUUGGACCUGGUGCCGUCCCUGUAGGAGUUCAUUAGGGGUCUGGCAUGAUCCAGUUCAUCACUGGAAAAUGGUUCUGAAUGUAGGCGGUAAUGUUUGUGAUUGUCUAGGUUGAAGUCCGGGGCAGUCUACCUGUUUAGGCAAGAUGCAGGAUUAGGCAUCUGAGGUUCUCUUAUUCAUUGCAUUUUGGAUCUUCUGGAGCUCCUCCUGGCUGGUUAUUUUAAUGCUCUAUACCUUAGCCAACCACUUACAGAACUGUUUUGAUAGGCCACUGACUUCUGGUGUAGACGUUGGGGGUGAAGGAUGUUUGACAGAUGGGACGGAGAUGGAUUUAUGUUUGUGAAAUGUUGGGGAAACCCGAGGCAAUACCUGGAGCCCAGAAGAGUGGGCUCACCGUAUGUCCACAGCUCUAUCAGUGCCCCUAAGGUGAUUGGAAACUGCUUGCUGACCUGCCUGGUUAAGGAACGAACUCGGGUUCCACCAGAAACGUGCUGAGAGAUUUCCGUCCACCUUCAUGGAAUUCACAGAACAAAUGACAAGAUUUUAAUCCAGGUCUUGGUAUUCCUAGGGUGCCAGAGGUGAAACUGAGAAAAUUUUGCUCUCAAUUAUUUGGCGAGUUUGUAGGUAGAGAAUAAUACGAGCUCCUGGAGGGCUGGAAUCUGGAGGCAUUUCAGCAAGGGUUUAGAAAGGGUGGGUGAUGGUGACUAGGGAUACAGCACGUUGCUCAGCUCUGGGCUGAGAGGUGGUUAGUUCAGCCUGACGACCCAGCAGAGCACCUCCUGGUCAUUCUGCCGGCCCUUUAUCUGGUGAGGUAGGGCAAGGAGGGAGUUGGAGUGAGGAAAAAUGCCUAAGUCAAGGGAAUAGAGGGAGGGCAAGAUAAGAGAUGGCCCUUGUGCGAGAACUGUCUGCAUUGCUCACUCUUUGGAGAUUGAUGCUUUCUCCAUUUUACAGUUUUUAGGGGGAUGUUCUUACUGGCAAAGGAGGAAAACAGCUGUAAAGUGAGCAGUUUUUUUUUCCCCCGUGUGUUAAGGGAAUUUAUUUUCCUUUUCAUUCUUUGUUCCUCCUUGGCUCACCCCUGCUCAGGACAUAACUUUUGCAGAAAUGAGGAUUUUGCUGCAGCCUGAAUCUCCUGGGUUGGAUCUCUUAGAGCAAUUAAUAACUUGUUAUUCAUGUGUUCGGGGCACAGCCCUUUGUACUCAGUGGUGCGUCCGUCAUGCUGUUUGUGCUAUUGGGGACCACUAAGAGUGCUCUAGAAAGUUGGUGUGGGCAGUGCUGAGCUUUGGAGUCAUGGAGUGGCUCAGGUGUCAGCCCUGCCACUUACCUGUGUGCCCUUAGACAAGUACCUUUCUAUGUCUCUGUUACUCCUCUACGAGAUGGAGUUUAUCACAGGGUUUACUGCAUGAAGCUGUCACAAGGGUUCAACAAGAUGUUGCCUGGUGAGCACUUAACCCACACCAGGCACGUAGGGAGAAAGAGCUCAGUAGAGUGUGUGUGGGAGGGGUCUUCUUCCAUCCCAGGGAGGGAGGUAUUUCACCUGGGAAGGUCCUGGCUGGGAGCUGUCUUCUACCCCUUCUUUAUGCAGCGGGCUCUAAGCCAGCAUCUGGCACCGCCCUUUCCAAACCAGUGCACACUCUCCCCAUAGGGAAGGGGCCUGGCCUGCUGGGGCAUGCUUAGUUUCUGUAUUUUAAGAGCUCCCUCAUCUGAUGACCGGUACUAAUUACCGAAUUUCACAAAUGAAAUAUGUGCAGGGUGAAGGAAUAUGCCUGUUGAUUGCACUCGAAUUACUGCAGUAAAAUUAAAUUUCAAGGACUGCAGGAGCCUAAGAUCCUUCUGCUGUCCUCCACUUCCCCCAUCUUAAUUGGUUUUCCUUGCCAUCUGUCUUUCUUGCCUUUACUCCCCCAUAACUGCCAGCCCGCACUGUUAACCAGCGGUUUUCAAUCUGGCUGUACGUUAGGAACACCUGGGGAAAACUUUGAGCUGUAGAUGCCUAUCACCCACCCUAGACUGAUUCAGUCAGAAUGUCUGGCUGUGGGGCCCAAGUGUGUUUUAGAAAAAGCUCCCCAUGUGUGAAUGACUCUCACGCAGUCAGGUCUGGGGACAGCUGGUUAGGAAGGCGUCGCUGAGAGUCUCCAUCUUUUGGGAGUAACUGCUGAUGGUCAUGGAGCCCUUGAAUAUCUGUUUGGACUUUUUGAGGGCUCUGAGCUUGAGCUUGGUCUUCUCUUUUGGAAUACUUGGGUGUUUGCUUUAAUAUUCAGAGUUAAAUAUUGAUGGGCAUAUAAUGAAAUGCCUACUGGAUUACUGGACGAUGCUUUUAGCUAUGAGUACUUACUCUGGAAGCUCUGAGAAUAAUAAAAACGAUGAACAGCAGAUAUUAAGUGACAGUUUAGAACAGAAGAAAAAUACAAGUUUUCUUACAGGCUCUUGGCUAAAUGAAUAUGGGGGUGGACUGGGGUAUUCAGUAGUUGAGCAAUCCUGGAUUCUAUUUUUCCAUAUUUGCAUCUCCCCCCGCCCCCAAUGUUUUUGCUUUAUUUAACAAUUUUUGGGGUAAAAACCAUGUAACAUAAAGUUUACUGUCUUAACCAUUUUUAAGUGUACAGUUUUGUAGUGUUAAGUGUAGUCCUGUUGUGAAACUUUGUCAUCUUGCAGAUCUGGAACUCUGUAUCCAUUAAACAGUAACUCCCAUUCUCACCAGCCCCUGGCACCCACCAUUCUGCUUUCUGCCUCUGUGCACUUGACACCUCUAGGUGCUUCAUGUAAGUGGAAUCUUGUAAUAUUUGUCCUUUUCUGAUUGGCUUGUUUUCACUAGCAUGAUGUCUUCAAGAUUCAUCUCUGUUGUUCUGUGUGACAGGGUUUUUUUUUUAAUUCAUUUUUAUUGAGGUGAAAUUCAUGUAACAUAAAAUUAGCCAUUGUAAAGUAUACAGUUCAGUGACAUUUACUACAGUUGUACAGCUACCACUUCUGUCUAGUUUUUUUUUUUUUUUCUUUGAGACAGAGUCUUGCUCUGUCACCCAGGCUGGAGUGCAGUGGCGCUAUCUCGGCUCAGUGCAAGCUCCGCUACCCAGGUUCACCCCAUUCUCCUGCCUCAGCCUCCCAAGUGGCUGGGACUAUAGGGGCCUGCCACCAUGCCUGGCUAAUUUUUCAUAGUUUUAGUACAGACGGGGUUUCAUUGUGUUGGCCAGGCUGGUCUUGAUCUCCUGACCUCAUGAUCCACCUGCCUCAGCCUUCCAAAGUGCUGGGAUUACAGGUGUGAGCCACCGCGCCCGGCCACUUCUGUCUAGUUUUAAAACAUUUUCAUCCAAAUGGAAACCCUAUGCCCAUUAAGCAGUUGUUCCCCAUUUCCUCAUCUCCCCAGUCCCUGGCAACCACUAGUGUACUUUCUGCGUCUGUGGAUUUAUCCAUUCUAGAUAUUUCGUAUAAAUUGACUCAAGCACUGUGUGUCCUUUAGUGUCUGAGUUCUUCCACUUGCCAUAGUUUUUGAGGUUCAUUCAGGUAGUGGCAUGUAUCAACUUUCCCCCCCGACAGUUUUUAUUAUGGUAAAAUACAUAUAACAAAACUGACCAUUUUAACCAUUUCUUUCUUUCUUUUUUUUUUUUUUUGAGAUGGAGUCGCUCUGUGGCCCAGGAUGGAGUGCAAUGGUGUGAUCUCGCCUCACAGCAACCUCCGCCUCCCGGGUUCAAGCGAUUCUUCUGCCUUAGCCUCCUGAGUAGCUGGGACUACAGGUGCACACCACCAUGCCCGGCUGUUUUUUGCGUGUGUGUGUGUGUGUUUUUAGUGGAGAUGGGGUUUCGCCAUGUUGGCCAGGCUGGUCUUGACCUCAAGUGAUGUGCCCACCUCGGCCUCCCAAAGUGCUGGGAUUACAGGUGUGAGCCGCAGUGCCCAUAACCAUUUCUAAGUGAACAGUUCAGUGACAUUGUGUUCACAUUGUUACCACCAUCCGUCUUUAGAACUCUUUUCAUCUAGCAAAACUGAUACUCUGUACCCAAAAAACAGUAACUCUCCAUUCUCCCUCCCUGCAGCCACUGGCGGCCAGGGUUCUACCUUCUGUCUCUGUGAAUUUGACUCUUCUAGGUAGCUCAUGUAAGUGGAGUCAUUCAGUAUUUAUCCUUUUGAAUUGGCUUAUUUCACUUAGCAUAAUACCUACAAGGUUUAUCCAUGUAGCAUGUGACAGGAUUUCCUUUCUUUUUAAAGCUGGGUAAUAGUUCAUUCUAUGGACAUACAACGUUGUGUUUAUACAUUACGCUGCUAACACGUGCAACACAUUUGCUAUUCAUCCUACUGUGAACACAGGUGUGCACAUUUCCCUUCGAGACCCUGCUUUUCAUUCUUUUGGGAGUACACCUGGUGGAACUGCUGGAUCAUAUGGGAGUUCUGUUUUUUAAUAUACUGAGGAACCUCCAUACUGCUUUCCACAGUGACUACACCAAUUUUACAUUCCCACCAACUGUACACAAGGGUUCCAGUUUCUCCACAUCCUCACCAAUACUUGUUAUUUUCUGUUGUUUGAUAGUAGCCAUCCUAAUGGAUAUGAAGUGGUAUCUUGUGAUUUUGAUUAUCAUCUUUUUUUUGGAUGAGGGAAAGUUUGACCCCAUAUGUGGGUGUCUGUCACCAAGAUAGAAUGAAUGUAAUUUCCAAGGAAAAAUAAUCCCAGGCAACCUCUUCUGGAUUAUGUCCCAACUGAUUGGAAAUGCUGGGAACUUUCUGUGGUUGAAGGACCUUGACAUUUGUUGUCAAACUGCCUGUGAGUCACUUAUCUUCUGGGGGAAAAUAAACAUAACCGUGUCUUCCAGUCUGAAGUGGGGUGGGUGGGUGAUAUGAAGCAUUGCACACAGCAGAGCCUGCUGCCCCUCCACAGCCUCUGCAAAUGCCGUGUGAAGGUGGUGGACCUGCUACCAGAACUGGUGUCCUGCUGUCUCUGUAGUUAACUCUUAGGAGAAAUAACGGUUGUGUGUGUGGAGGUGAAGAAUGGGAAGGGAAGGAGGGGUGGGGAGGGCUGGUGCUUCUGAGGUUCCCAAAGUUCCUGGACUCGAAUUUUCUGUUGGCAAAUAAGCUGGUCAGAACUUAGGAAUGUGGUAAGUUGAUCCAGGAAGAAGUUGAAGGUUUCUAUCUGUGUUUUUCUGUGCGGUUGUGUAUGUGUAACACGUUUGCAGAAAUAGUUGAAGCUUAUUAUUUUCUUCAAAAGAUCUUAUUUUCUAGUGUGUAAAUCACAGGUAAUUAAAUAUGAGUUAAAGUAAGAGAGAGACCCUUGGGCUAUCUCAGACUUAGCUUUGAGAGAGAGAAUGAUCAUGGGUCUAAGGCAUCACUCUUGGUUUUAUAGGUUUGGAAACUCAAUGUUAUUAGUUCCAUCUAGGAGUUAUCAAUGGGGGAUUGGGGUUUACAUGCAUCAGAAUUGUAAGAUACUGCUAAGAAUGACAGUUCAUUAAUUGAUGAGAACUGUGCCUCGCUGAGAAAGCCAGCACUCCUGGGGUGUGUGUACUCCGCAGACCUUUUCUUUUGUUUGUUUCUUUCUUUCUUUUUUUUUUUGAGACGGAAUCUCUGUUGCCCAGGCUGGAGUACAGUGGCACGAUCUCAGCUCACUGCAGCCUCCGCCUCCUGGGUUCAAUCUAUUCUCCUGCCUCAGCCUCCCAAGUAGCUGGGAUUACAGGUGUGUGUCACCACAUACUAAUUUUUUGUAUUUUUUUUUUUUUUAGUAGAGACAGGGUUUCACCGUGUUGGCCAGGAUGGUCUUGAUCUCCUGACCUUGUGAUACGGCCACCUUGGCCUCCCAAAGUGCUGGGAUUACAGGUGUGAGCCAUUGUGCCCGGUCCUCAGCAAACCUUUUCUAUCGGCCUAUUUCUAUCUAUUUUCUAUCGGCCACCUUUUCUAUUGGCCUAUUUCCAUCUGUCUGAGGAAUCUUGAUGCAUCGGCCUUCUCGUUCUGGGGAUCUUUCUGUGUAUAGAAUCAAUACCCUCUCCUUAGGGUAGUGAUGGAGAUUGAUUUUUCAAAAAUCCCAACAUGUAAUUUAUGAAAUUAUUGUUUCAGCUCCAGACUCUGUGCUCUGUUCUGCAGUGUUGGAGCUAGGACCGCACAUCCCAGCUGCUUUGCCAGUGGCUUCCGGGCCACCUCCAUCAGCAGGAGGCGGUAGAAGCACCAGCAAGAUGGGGCUUUGGUCCUUCCUGUUGGCUUCCUGUUGCCCCAGCUGUAGCUGUUGAAUUCAGUCUUCAGUUAUCCCAGCACUGGCCAGCCAGCCUCAUCGUCCACACUCCCUGCAGAUCCCACCACUCCUCCAAGGAAGUCUCUACCUCAGGGCCCUUUGGCUACGCUUCUAAGGUUAAGUCUAACCGGUUCCCUCAGGCCUAGGGGUGGUGGCUGCUUCCUGUCGUUGCUACUUCCCUGAUAUCUAGAAUUUUCCUUUUUCUACCCAGUUACCUGGUUACUGACUUUCUACCCAGUUAACAAUUUAUAUUAAAGCCCUUCUGUUCAAAAAGCUUAUGUAGUUUCUGCGUUCUAAUUGGAUCCUGACUAAUACAUCUGACUUUCAACAUUCUUUAGUAAUCAGUCAGCAAAAUGAUUUCAUGAGAUAGACGUAUUAUAUUUAAUUGGAUUACAGUUCACCUUAUAUUCCUUUAGUUUUUUUUUUUUUUUUUUUUGCACUGAUCUUUCUGAUUUUCGUUAGGCUCGUCUAUGUAAUUUGAGACAUAACUCCUCUCAUUAGCUACUUUCUAAAUCAUCAGACUUGAGUUCUUUCCUGGAAAGAUCACCACAGAUGGCUAAUGUCAUUCAUUUUGUUGGCUCUUUUGGCUUUAUAGUAGAGGGUGACAAUUCUUUUGUUUUUGGUUUUUUUUUUUGAGCUGGGGUCUUGCAUGACCUCACUGCAACCUCUGCCUCCCGGGUUCAAAUGAUUCUUCUGCCUCAGCCUCCUAAGUAGCUGGGAUUACAGGCACGCGCCACCAAGCCUGGCUAGUUUUUGUAUUUUUAGUAGAGAUGGGGUUUCACCAUGUUGGCCAGGCUGAUCUCGAACUCCUGACCUCAGGUGAUCUGCCUGCCUCGGCCUCCCAAAGUGCUGGGAUUACAGGUGUGAGCCACCGCACCUGGCCAAGGGUGACAUUUCUAAACCUUAUCUCUAAAUUCUGUGUCCAUUAUUCAGUAUUCCUUUAACUUGUAGAGCAUGGCUAUUACGUGUUUAAGCAACAUAUAUCUCUAAAAAGAUUCGAGGCCGCUUAUAAGAGAAAGUAUAUUAUGUGUAAGCACAGAUUCAUUAAAAUAAGAGUUUAAAAAUCUGGGGUCAAAUUUAGGGGGUAGAGGGGAUGAGGGAUAAAAAGGUGAAGGAAAAAAGAAGUGGAUGGAGAAUUAAAGAAUGAAGGAGAAUUAACACUGAACACCCACCCCCAUGGAGCCGGAUCCUGGCUAGGUGUUUGCCAUCUGUGUUUAGUUUAAUGCUCAGCAUAAUCCUGCGUGGCAGGUAUGUUACCCCCAUCUAUAGGUCAAGAACCUGAAACCCAAAGUGCUGGCCGAUUGUGCUCUAGUCCCCCUAUACAUUUCAGCUUACGUCUACUGACACUAAGCCAAGGGGAGCUCCUUCAGUUGAACGUGCAAUUGUAUCUUGGUAGCCAAAGCAAGAAAGGAAGCAUGUUGGGUUGCAUAGUUCUCAUUUGAUAAUACAAUGAAACAUUUUCUUGAGAGAGAGAAACAUUUUCUUAGCCUUCAAGCUUGAUAAGAAUCUAGUGGAUAUUAACUUAAAGGGCACUGAACAUGAUAAUAGUGUCCGUCAGGGGGAGAAAUAACAGAAACCAAAAGCAGAGAUGCACACGUGGCCGUUUAUUUAAAUCAAACCUGAAGCAGAAGGAGGAGCAUUAGAUCACAGUUGUGUAAAGGCAAUUCUAGGAGAAAACGAUGGACUGUAGCUAGCUUUCUGCAGUCCUGACCUGGCCAAGGGUAAAACUAGAUCGGCUGCGGGCUGUGUUCCCUGGGCUUCCUGCUGCUUCACUCCUGGGAGGCAGCACAGAGUGGUUGUUACGGGGAAGGUUUUCAUAAGUGCUGUGAAUCCACCCUGGGCCGUUUACUGGCCUUGCACAUGUGGGCAAGGUACGGUCAAGCUCAGCAUGAUGACAUUUUAGCCAAUGACAGAUCGAAUACCCAAUGGUGGUCUCAUAAGAUUAUAUACUGUAUUUUUACUGUACCUCUGUGUUUAGAUACACAAAUACUAUUAUGUUAUAGUUGCAUACAGUAUUCAGUACAGUAACAAGCAGUCCAGGUUUGCAGCCUAGGUGUGUAGUAGGCUAUACCACCUCGUUUUGUGUAAGUGCAUGCUAUCAUGUUGCCACAAUAAUGAAAUCACCUAAGGGCACAUUUCUCAGAAGGUAUCCCUGUCAUUAAGCAACACAUGACAGUACUUAAUCUCUCUAAGCCUUAGCUUCAUCCCUUCUUAAAUGAGGGUAAUAAUACUGUUUCGUCCACCUGUGUGUGUGUGUUUGAGAUAGGGUCUCGCUCUGUUGCCCAGGCUGGAAUGCAGUGGCACAAACAUCACUGCAACCUCGAUCUCCUGGGCUCAAGCAAUCCUCCUGCCUCAGCAUCCUGAGUAGCUAAGAAUACAGGUGUGUGCCACCAUGCUGGCUAAUUUUUUUUUUUUUUUUUUUUUUUUUUUGGUAGAGAUUGGGUUUUGCUAUGUUGCUCAGGGUGGUGUCAAACUCCUGGCUUCAAGUGAUCCUCCCACCUUGGCCUCUUAAAAUGCUGGGAUUACAGGCAUGAGCCACCAUGCCUGGCCUUAUUUUUAUAUAUUUAAGAACAUAUGCUUUCGGCCGGGGUGGCAGCUCAUGCCUGUAAUCCCAGCACUUUGGGAGGUCGAGGCGGGUGGGAGGCGGGUGGAUUACCUGAGCUCAGGAGUUUGAGACCAGCCUGGCCAACAUAGUGAAACCCCCCUCUCUACUAAAAAUACAAAAAAAUUAGCCAGGCGUGGUAGCAGGCACCUGUAAUCCCAGCUACUUGGGAGGCUGAGGCAGGAGAAUCACUUGAACCCGGGAGGCGGAGGUUGCAGUGAGCUGAGACUGCAUCACUGCACUCCAGCCUGGGCAACAAGAAUGAAACUCCGUCUCAAACAAAAACAAAAACACCAUAUGCUUUCCCAACACAUCUGGACAGCUGAUAUUAAAAAAGGGUGUAUGUAGUAGAAUUAAAACUAUUACAAGAGAAACAGAGCCAGACAGUUUGGGGAAGGGAGAAAACAGAGAGGUUGUGGGGGCACUUACCUUGAAUCUUCUUAGGUCCCUUGUGUGUUGUUUUGCCUAAUCCUUCCCACACGUCUGCAAAGAGGAUGAUCUCCCCACGUAGAGACAGGAAGCGGAUUCCGAUACCUCGCCUUCCCUGUGUUAGAUGUGCCGUAGCUCCUACUGAGGGUGAGGAUUAAUUGGAGAUGAUGCAAGUGGACCUCUAAGCACGGGCCGCGAUGAUGUCGUAGUUCACGGUCACAGGACUGUCACUGCUGUUACAAACUGGCCCUUCUGCUCCGAGUCUGCUGGUCCUCAUACGGUUCCUUUCUGUCUCUGGUUGUGUUGGUUAAGACAGAGUAGCUGCAAUCAGGGAGAGUGUCGACCCUGACCCCAACAAGCAGGGAGAGCUAGUGCAGAAUGUGGGCAGUGGCAGCAGACCCGCGGGGCUGUGACACUGUCCUUUCUGUGGCUUGGGUGGACUUCAGGGUGACCCAUCUAGCAGAGUAAAAAUAGUAACCCCACAUGCUGACCAUGUACCCCCUGCUUUCACGCACUUUUAUGGGUGAAUUCACCUAUCCGUUAUAGAAACUCCAUGAGGCGUUUUUAUUAUCCCCAUUUUACAGAUGAAGCUGUCAGGGAGAGAGGUUGAGUUGCCGGCAGUCUCACAUGUAGAAGUGGUGAAGUGGGAAUUCAGACCCACCCCUGCGGGCUCCUCAGCCAGGCCUGCUCUUAGCAUCCCAGUGUGCUGCUCUGUGACGAGCCCCAGUAUUGGGAUCCACUCUCCAGAUGAGGUUUGAAGAGUUCCGAAGUGGAACGUCUUUCUGGGUUGGCUGGCUGUAGAGGGGUUGGUGACUCCAGUGUCCUGUGGUGGUAGACAGUCUCCAGCCAAGGGCAUGUACUUCUCACCUCCCUGCCUCGUGAAUCUGGUCAGUCUGGUGUCAAACUUGAACCAGUAGACUGCUGUGGAUGUGACACUGGGCGUGGUGCAGGCUCUGUCCUUGAGGGGCCUGGUAGCCCCACCUGGGUCCCCUGGGGCCCAACUGCCAUGCUAGAAGACGUCCAGGCUGCUCUGCUGGAGAAAGAAACCGUGUGGGGUUGCCUGGAGGGUGAGACAUGUUGGAGGGGAGGGAGGGAGAGGCCAAGGCCUCAGACAGGUGAGAGAGCCCCAGCCGCGAGGCACCUGUGGUCUCACCAUGGGACAUAAGAACUUGUUUAAGCCAUGACGUUUUGGGAGGGCUUUUGUGCAGGAAUGGCACCCGGAACUCCUGCUUCCCAUGAACCCAGGGCUGUGGGCCUGGCUGCUGGGAGUGAGCCAUUUGCUGGGCCAGGGAUUUGCCCUGCUGCAGGGACUUUUCUAACCCAGCCGGGCCAGGCUCACCUGGGGGCCCUUUUGAUUUUGAGAGGACGCAUACCUCAGCCUGCAUUUUGGUGUCCUCUUGCUAGCACCUGCCAGCUGAGGUUGAGCCAUGGUGGACAAUUUUUCCUUUUAAGACGAUUCUAGUUACUGAACCAAAGAUAUUAAUUAUGUGCUUAUCUGUGGUAAUUACAACUAAAGCAUUCUUUAUCACUGCAGCUUAGUCAUUUGCUUACGUGAUUUAAAUGUGAUAUAUGUUAAUAUGCAUAUCUCGUCAAAGGGAGUCAUGGGGGUGGCAUGGUUAGAGCAUGCUGGCUGAGGGCAGGAGGCCAGAGGUGUCUGCGUCUCCCUCGUCCAUCUCGUUCUCCCCUCCCGCCUUCCUUCCCCUUUCCCCUCUCUCCCUUCUUUCUGUCCCACCAGGAUUUCUUUAAGGUUUGUGUUUCAUCACCAUCAUCCUGUUUGAAAGUUUUUUUUUGUUGUUAAUCCAUCAGUCUUUCUCAAUUCAUAAUUAAUUUCUUCCAACCUCCCUCCCUGCUCCCAUCCUUGGCAGCCUGGGGGCAGCAGGUUGGGAACUACCACCAAUGUUGCACCUUCUUAAUAUUCUUUUAUGUAUCUCUUCUCAAAGAUAGAAUUAGUUUGGUCUGAAUUAUACAUACAAUCAUAGAAUCAAAGUGACUUGAAACUUAGAAGGUGCAUUUUCUUUUAGGGUUUAAUUCACUCAGAGGUCCUCCAACCCAGCCUCUCAUUCAGUAAAGACUUCCCUUCAGCAACAGAUGGUAAAUAGAUUCUGCAGAAUGAGUAAUUCCUUCAUUUCUGUCUGAAUGGUUUGUUUAGAAGCAAACACAAUGAUUCCCUCUCCUUAUUAAAUUUGUUGGGAGAACAUCAGGAUCAUACUAAGUUACUGUCCAAAGCUACAACUGUGAAGAGGGGGUGCACGGUGACAAAAAAGAGAAAUGUCGCUUGACAUUUCAGAAUUCAGGCCCAGUAUCAUCGGUGCCCUCAUAACAUUACACGCCAAACCCUUUAAUAAAACUGUCAAUCCAGAUUGUUAAAACACUGAGCGGUUUGCUCAGGAGAUAGAAUAUUUAUCAUACUGAGGUUCCCAGUUUUUAAUGAGCCAAAUAUAUUUCCUUAUUUUUUUCAUGAUCUUUAAUUUAUCAACUUAACCAUUUUUAAGUGUACAGGUAAGUGGUAUUAAGUACAUUCAUAUUAUUGUGCAGCCAUGUCCACCGUACAUCCACGGAGCUCUUUCAACUUGCAGAACUGAGACUCUGUGCCCAUUAAACACAACUCCCACUCCCCACUCUCCCAGCUCCUGGCAACCACCAUUCUACUUUCUGUCUCCGAAUCUGACUACUCUAGAUACUUCUAUUAGUGGAAUCAUACAGUAUUUGUCCUUUUGUGACUGGCUCAUUUCACUUAACAUAAUGUCCUCAAGAUUCAUCCCUGUUAGAGCGUGUGUCGGAAUUGCCUUUUGAAGGCUGAGUAAUAUUCCAUUUUGGAGGCUGAGUAAUAUGUACAUGUGCACAUUUUGUAUAUCCAUUUAUCUGUCAGCUGACUUUUGGGUUGUUUCCGCUUUCUGGAUAUCAUGACUAGUAAUGCUGUUCCUCACAUUUUAACAUUCAAAUGACACAUCAUAAUUUCAUUUAUUCUUGAUAUCUCAGGAAAAUUUUAAAUACCGUUUAAUAGUGGAGAAUUAUGGUAACACGCACCAAAUGUACAUUAUAUUUUUAAUUGCUUGGCAAUUUGGGACAACUUACAAAUUCUGUCUUUAGGUUUGGUCGCUAUACAACAGAUAAUGCUGCUAUUUCUGCUUUAGUUUCAGGGAUCAAAAUGAGUUAAUACGUAUGAAUGUCCUUUGUAAAGAGAGAAUGUAAAUGUUUGUCGAUAGAACCAGAAUACAUUCUGAACUUUCUUGCUUGUAUUCUGGGUAGGUAGACAUUUAAAGUAGAGAUUUGGCAUAACUUAGUUCUUCCAGAAACUUCAAGCACUUUACACUCACUCUUUUUAGCCCAGGUUUGAAUUAUGUGGGGUCAUUCAUGGGGUUUAUGAGGUUUGAAGACAUACUUAAAUAACAUGUGGGUUCUCUAGAAUGAAUGUGGAAGGAAACAUUGUACUCCUGUGGAAUGCUGGCACCCUAACAGGAGUGACUUUCUCUUUUCUCUCUCUUUUCUCCUUUUGGUCAACUCUGUUUGUAUGUAGUGUGAGCUCUAUACUGUGGGAUAGCAUUCUUUUUAGAAUGCAUGCAUGUGAAUUGUGUAGUGCAGAGAUUUGCUAUAUCCAUUUCCAGAAUGUACAUAUUGAACACUGUUUUGCGAAAGGCAGGUCUAUGCAAACUACCCCAAAGUCCGAGGAAGCUGAGAGGCUGAAGGAAGAGCCUGACAAAUCCCGUUUCUUAGAAAGAAACAUUUAAUAGAGACCUACAAGCAGAAGCCGCAUCUGUGUCUAGGGCAGCGGUAAGACGAGAUGGGGGAGCCCCACGCCAUUACCCCCCAGACCCAGGGCUUCUAUGCCAUAGCGGGGAGGGAGGAGUGGUUCCAAAGGGAUACGUAGGACAAUUGAAGUAAGAUAACAUCAAGGUUGUUUGAUCUGAGGGCAGGAUUUACUGUAAGCACCUGCUCUUACACAGGAAUAGUAGAUAAAUGGGAAGUCUUAGAGGCCUUCUUGGAUAGGGGGUUAAUCAGAAGCCAACGUGGCAGAUUAGCAUCCAAGAUGGAGUUGCUUUAGCCUCCACAAGCACUGACUGUAUGCCAGGAGUUGACCAUGAUGUGUUAUGAGGCACUGGGGAAUUCAUUCCUAUAUGAAUCUGGGUGAUUGACAAGAAAUUCUAGUGGAAGUGACAUGUAGGUUGAGCUGUGCAUUGAGCGGGCUGGUCACGUGCCCCCCUUUAGAUGUUCCCGAUCGCGCGGAAUCACGACAUGAGAGGAUGAGAUCAGAGUUCUGUCAGCUUCAUGUAGCCAAGGACUUUCAAGUUCUUCCUUGAGGAGUUGGCCCUCCCUAGUCUCCUCUGUUACACCAGUCAUUGCUACGUUAGCAGCUUUGCAAAGUAGGUAUCACGCUCCAUGUGCUCUGUGCCUGCUGUUGGCCUGAAGCAUUGUCAUGGCCUUGCCCAGGUUUGCUUUCCUUAAGGGCACCAUUUGGUCCCUUUUGUCAAACCCAUUUGCUUACACAGGCUGCUGCACUAUUUCUAUGAUUGCAAUUCCAGAGUUUCCGAGUCCCGGGAUGGGGGUGUCUGAUGUUAGUAGCAUGCCAUGGUCAGAUGUCUUGGGGAAUCUGGGGGUAAGCAUAGUUGAAUACACUCUCUGCUGCAAGUUUCUCAAAAAUGUGAAUACACCAAUGGUGUUUCAUGAAUCCACCAAGACCAUACAGCACUAUAGCUUUGCCUGGAGAGUUUUCUCUCCUCAGCAAAGCUCUCCACCUGUCCCAAGCUGUGAUUCCCAAGAAAUGCCAGCUGGGAAGCCUGGUUUGAGGGUAGCAUAUGCUCCAUUGCCAUGGCCAAGUCAGUACAAGCCUUUUAGCAAUGGUGCGUUCCCUCAGAAGGUUUGCUGUGGCCCAUUUAGCCAUAUUUUGGCUUUGGUUCCUGGAAGGGAGGUGUCUGCCUUCUUCCUAGUGGUGUGCUGCCCACCAGGCAUGCCCAGUGGCUCAUCUGUCUCUGCAGAUAGCUUGGCUGAACCCAAAAGGGCUCAGUCCUUCCUGUGGGCUUGAUGCCUGUAGGAAGGGCCAGUCUUGUCCCCAUGUCUGCAGUGUGCCACAGCCUCCUUUCCAAUUUGUUUCCAUUAUAGGAUUAUGAGACCUCCUGACUCUAAGGAACUGUUUUAUCUGGGGCUUGGUGUUGCGGGCACAGCACCUGUGAAUAGUUAAUGACAUUUUUUAUUCCCAACCAAGACCUAGGCUCCUUUAGGGCAAGGGCCAGUGUUGAUCUGAGGAUAUAUUCCCAGCUUCUCACACAGUCUGUGGUGCAGACUAGGAGUUCCAUAGAUCGUUGAAUGAAUGGUUUAAAAAAUGAAGGGAUCAAGUCCUGGAAGUGGUUUUAAUUUGCUGUGACUCCAGGUAGCUUGCUUAAACACUCUAUGUUUUCUAAAUUUUAAAAUAGAGCUAAUAUUUCUCAAAUGGCUCCAUAGGACAUUGGUGACACUCAGUUCUGCACCAGCUCUUUGCCUGGUAAUGUGCAGGAUGGGGGAUGCCCAGGGUAUCUUUUUAUUCCUUUUUUUUUUUUUUUUUUUUUUUUUUGAGAUGGAGUCUCGCUCUGUUGCCCAGGCUCCCAGGCUGGAGUGCAAUGGCGCGACCUCGGCUCACUGCAAACUCCGCCUCCGGGUUCAAGUGAUUCUCCUGCCUCAGCUUCCCGAGUAGCUGGGAUUACAGGCACCUGCCACCACACCCGGCUAAUUUUUGUAUUUUUAGUAGAGACAGGGUUUCACCAUGCUAGUCAGGCUGGUCUCGAACUCGCCACCUCAGGCGAUCUGCCCGCCUCGGCCUCCCAAAGUGCUGGGAUUACAGGCGUGAGCCACAGCACCCGGCGUUUUUAUUCUUAAAAUAAUCCUGUGAGGCGUAUGUAGUGUUCACCUGAUUUUGUAAAUGUGUAGGCACAGGGAACCGAAUAACUUGCUCAAGAUCACAAAGGCUUUAAGUUUGAGAAGUGCAGUGAAAAUGCGGGGCUGCUUCACUCCAAAGUCGAUGUGUGUAUAUGUACAUAUAAGUGUAUAUGCAUGUGUACAUGUACAUAUAAACAAAAGUACACAUUUAGGAAGUGUAUGGGAAAUAUACAUGUACACAUGCGUAUACAGUCAUAAGGACGUUUCAGUUAACAGUAGACUGCAUAUAUCACAGUGGUCCCGUAAGAUUAUAAUCUUGUAUUUUUACUGUAUCUUUUCUAUUUUAGAUAACAAAUACCAUUGUGUUACCUACAGUAUUCAGGACAGUCACAUGCUAUACAGGUUUGUAGCCUAGAAGCAGUAGGCUGUACCAUCUAGCCUAGGUGUGGAGAAGGCUGUACCAUUUAGUUUUGUGUAAGUACACUCUGAUCACACGAGCAAGAAAUAGCAUAAUGAUGCAUUUCUUAGACCAGAUCUCCAUUGUUAAGUGAUGCAUGACUGGAUAUACACAUACACAUAUGUGUAUGCCUGUAUAGAUGCGUGUAUUCUACAUACUCCUAAAUGUGUCAUAUGGCAAGGGUGCCUCAUUGUAAUUCUGGCUUUUUCCAUAAAUGUUAAACAAGCAUCUUCUCCCACCGCCAGUCCUUUUCUUCCUUCAAGGGGACAGGGCCUCUGGAGCUUAUGCCCAGCUCCUGUCGGAUGCCCCCGUGUUCUGGUCACUCGUGUGCCCGUCUCUUCACACUCAGUUUUCCCACCCCUGAGCACCUCAGGUGCCAAGGUGUGUUUGUUGAACUGAAAUUCUUAAGCCUGCUGAGUACAUUCUCAGUUUGUCAAGACAGAUAAACAAAUACCUUUUUUAGAUGAUUUAAAAGAUUCUUGACACAGUCCCAGUGGUGUUUUAACAACUUUUCAGGUCCUGAUCAGCCAAACUCUGGGCCAAAAGUAAAUGUUUAAUAAACAACAUAAGAGUGAUGGAGGAAAAAUGUAUCUUAAGUGGAACUGUGUGUUCUGUAAAUCUAUGACAGAUUACUGUUCCUGCUUUUGUUGUGUAUAAUUAUUCUUGUUCCUCCUGAGAAUUGCCCUCUCUUUCAUCAUGAAACGUAUAAGAUGGCCUCCUCCUCUGGUAAUUUGGAGCAAUUGGCCUGGGAGAGGAUUGAUGUGUAGUAAGGACAGUCCGUAGGAGAGAUUUAGUGGGGGCAGUUUCCUUAUCUUCUAUUCUGUCCCUUUGCCAGACAGAAGCACAAAAAGUAGUUGGACUGAAAAUGCUGCUUCCUAAAAUUAGCUCUCCUCUUUGUUUUCCGAAUGGUUUUACUGGUUGAUGCGGGCACAAUUUGCCCUUCUUGGGGAGCCUUCUGCAUUGUGUAAAGUGCAAAGACACAUCUAUCAGAGAAGCUAAUUUUAGGUGCUAGUAAGUUUUAAGGGCAUGCAAAGCUCAAAACUUUGCCUGUUCUCUUGGAAGAAGAUUUUUCCCUCCUGAAAAACAAGCUUCCUUUCAAAGUCAGAAAAGGGGAGCUUAGACGAAGCCCCAGGAGGGCAGGUAUGUCUUGUUCACUGCAGUCUCCAGUGCCUUGCGAGGGCCCGGCAUGCUGAGCGCUCAGUAACCCUUGGCCUAAUGUACAGUUUUUCAUUCUGUGAAUCAGGAAUAGAGCAACAUAAGGGGAGCUUCUGCUUGAGACAGCAAUGGCAGCAUCAAAAUAAACGUGGCAAUUUUGGUCUUCAAGAGUGAAGUUGUGUCUCUGAAAUUGUAAGCCCAAAUGGAUCAUUUCCUUUUUUAGGUUUUAGAAUUCCAGGUUUAUUUUCUGGAAGAGCUUGCAGCAGAUGGGCUUCUGUAGGGGAACGUUUAUACCUUGGGGGUUCCGUUUCGAGAGUCCUUGAUUUAUUAUUGUUUACAAAUGGUGGUUGGAAAUUGUUCAUUGAUUUGACAUAAAGCUGCCCAGGCUUAUUGUAAAAACACCUCUGCAUCCAAUUAGAAUGACAGACACUUAGUGUGAUGACUCAGGACAGUUGAUGGCCUUAAAAAAAAAGCGAACAGAUUAAAUCACUCUCUGUUUUUUCAUAGCCAUUGAUGGAAACAGAUUCUGUGGGGUAAAUAACAGAGUCUUGGGUGGUGGAAAGGUUGAAGAUGUCCAGUAGUUGUGGCAGGGCAAGGAUGGAGGACUUUUUCUUUGCAGGGGCAGUGGAGAGGCGGGGCCAUGGGUGAAGACUGGAGAAUACUCAGAAGGUAGCAUGGACGAGAGUGUUGUUUGAUGACUCUGCAUGUGACCAGUAGUGACAUUUUACUCACUGAGGCUCAUAUUGAGGUUAAGCCCGAGGUCCAUUGGCCUUGCUGAGAUCGUGUUUAGAACACAGCACUGUGCAGUAAGAGACUCCUAUAACUCUAUCAAAUUUGCAUUUGGAGGAAUUGUAAAGAGCCUCUGUUACCUCCUAGGUGAGGCAGUCCAGGAAAACAGUUGCUAGAAGGAGCUAUCUGCAGAAAUAGACAGUUGUGGUCCUUUCAUGUUUUAAUAAUUGUUCCCUGGAUUUCAAGGAGUCAGUCCAAAAUCCCCGUAAUAGAUUUUAGUAACGUUCAUGGAAUCUCAGUUUGCACAUCAUGAGACCUUUAGUGUGGUGUUUACUGUCUUCACCUUAAUAUACUUUGUAUCCAUGAGCAACCUUGCUACAGUCAUGCAAAGAUGAUUAUUUUUUAUUCAGCAAUAAUUAGCCACAGUGUUGAGCACCCAGAUGCCUUCCUGCAGCAGCCCCCCUUUUCUCCCCAGCCAACAUCUGCAACUGUGAACAGAUUUCCAUCUUCAGCCUUGGUGGUUGGAAAGAAAUGUAAGUCACCUUUUUUUCUGGUUGGUUCUGGGGCAGAUGCCACCAGGCUGCAGAGGCAGUCUGUGUCUGUGGGGCUCACCAGGGCAUGAGUUCUGCUCCCAGGAAAGAGAUUCUUGCAGGAUUUUGUCUGUGGUUCUAAGGAGACAAGUAGGUGGCACACAAAAACAGAAAAUGAAAGAACCCAUCCCUCCAAAACCACACACACAAAGCCAAAAGGAAAAAAAAAAAGCACAUAAUUAUCAUGUAGGCACUGUUGCAGCUAACCCUGAUUUUGGCCUCAAUUCUGAAACAAGUUAGCUGGUUUAGACAAACCCCUUAUUAGGUAAUGGAUUGUUAUUCAUUCCUCCCCUUCUCCUAGUCAUUUACUCCGUGAGAGCUGCUCCUACCUGACCUUCCACUGAUUUUGGUAGCAGCAUCUCCCAGAGCGACUGUUUCCUUCUUCAGCAGUGUUCCUUACUCAGGGUGUAAGAUCUUAACCCCACAGAGCCCCGUAUCAGGUUUAAUUAACUAAUUGAUUCAGCUUGUGCUUACUGAGUGCGAGGCAGUCAUGUGCUUCUGUUUGGUAAAUGGCUUCAUUUUCCCUCUAACUCCUGAGCGUCCUGAAGCUUCUCUUAUGGUUCUCUCCAAAGGAGUCAGCAGGCUGGCUCUGCAAGGGUCAGUAGGUUCUGGGGUGGUGGGGGGCCGAGGGAGGCAGGGAGGUUGGCUCUGUCUUUAUUUGGCAUAGAGCUCCCCGAACAGGGUCUCUCCUCCUUUCUCCAAAGGUUAAUGGAACCACUAUCUUAAAAAGCUGAAAUCUUAUCUUCUGGGGUAUUUGGGUAGAGAAGGCUAGGGAAUCCCUUUUCCAUGGUGGUGCAGUAGGUUCUCAGAACCAGCUGGUGGGCCUCAAAGAGAGGCGGCUGUAUUUUAGCCUGAUAAUCUUGAUUCCUGGUUUCCUGGCUCUGUAGCAUCAGAAAUGGGAAGCUUUAAAAGCCGUGCCUUGUUGGAUGCACCGAGUCAUAAAAUAAAUGUGAUGUGCUGGGUGGGGGAAAUGCGGGAGGAGGGAAACAGGUGGUUGGAGCUGCUUCGUGAUGGCCGCCCACCCUGGCUCUCCUUUCUUAAUAGGCUUCAGAAAUCCUGGAAUGCGUAAUUCACCAGCUCACAGAGUUCCACCCAUGUCCCCAGUGGCUUCAAAAUGUAAAUGACAUUUGCAGUGCUGGGAGGUAGGAGGGCGAUCCCGUUCCUUCCCUGGAUCUCAGUCGCAGAGGUGCUGGCUCAUGUGCCUGAGUGCAGCGGCUGGCCCGUCAUUACUGGUCUUUGCAGGAAGCCACUCUGAAGGCACCUGGGCCCUUGCCAGGCUGAGUCACAGCUGACUUAGGGAAAUGCCACACAGGACGCUUGCAGUCCCCCCGUUCUAAGCGUAGGUUUUGCAACUGCAUACUCGGAAAAUGAAUCAGAGUGGGGGAAAGUGUCAGAGAAACAGCAGAAAUGGAAUGUAGGCAGGAGGGCCACAGUGGCGCUGUGGAUUCAGACCACACCUUCGGCUCUGUUUGGGGCCCUUCCUGUAAGGAGCGUACUGAUGCCAGAGGCUGGGGGUGUGGAAGGGAAGCUGCUGUGCUGUUAGAUCCAUUCUGCUAUUUAGCCAGCCUUCCUUUUCCCAGCUGGCACAGACAGGAUGUGUUAGAGAGGUGCUCAGACCUCCUUUCAGAGCAACUGAAUCAUUCUCCAGGAGGGACAGGGAGUCUGAAAUGCAAACAGGUUCCCAGGGUUAUUGAAGAGCAGCCAAACUGAACACCCACUGCUCUGUGGACUCAAGCUGGUUUUAGACAUUGUUUGGUCAGGACCAGAGCCGAGCUCUGGGGCCCACUGGGGGCUCUUGUCGCACCAUAUCAUUGAUUCUACAAUGCACAUUUCCCCCGCCUCUCAUGUUUUAACAUGUCUGAAAUCAGGAUGCAUCUUCCAUGGAUGGUGUUUCAGGGUUUCAUUGAUCGUGUUUUUCUUCCUGAGUGGCACACAAAAUUAAUGGUGCUCCCUAGAGUUGAUGGUCCCUGCGGUUCAGUGAACCGUGUUGCUCUUGUGUAAGCUCCUGUGGGAACAUAGAGUCUCUGUGUCCCACCUUCUUCCUCGCAGUGGUCAGCACGGAUGAGGUGGGAGUUGCAUAAAUGUCAGCAUUCGAAAGUGAGGGCGUCUGUCGGUGCUGUCUCACUGUGGGGCUUCAGAGAACGUGAGCACCUGUGUUUGCAUUCUCCAUCAAGGUUCAUGUCCUGUUGGCUCAUAAGCAUGAUUAUAUCCAUUAUACAAACUGGGGCACAGGCACCCAGAGAGAAGUCAAAAGACUUGUUCAAGAUGGACAACUAGGAAGUGGUGGGGACAGACCAGUCCUGUCUGAUGCCAGAUCCAGCGCUGUAUCUGCCAGUCAGCAUGCACACUUUCAUCUCUCCAGCCUCUUCCCACUCACCUUUACUCAACAUUUCUGGGCCUCCAUAGUGAUUGUAGUAAUUCGGUAAAGAUGAUUCAUUUCUUUAGUCCGGUCUUCGGACUUGACUUCUUAGAAGCAGGUCUUGUGCAAUAGUUGCAUAUUAACCACUUGGUGACACAGUGCAUGAGGGUAUGCCAACUCUUUUUGCUCAUGGCCGUGCAGUGCAGAAUUUCCAGGCAUUGUCCGCUCUGUUUCCUGGACUUCGGAGUGAUAGCAAAGUUUUGUAUUCCCUGAUCAGCUGUGUAUCUCUGAGCAGCAAGUUGAUCUCUCUGUAUAAGGGUGACUGUGCCCAUGGAGGAUGGCAUGCAAUUGCCUAAAGAUUUCAGUCUGAGAAUCUGAGAAACGAUACUGAAUGGAGAUGACAGGCUUAGUGCCUGCUUCCAGGAGCCAUGCCUCCUCCUGGCCUGGAAUGAAUACCUAAACACCUGAGGCUCUGAGUUCCGGCAGUGUGCUGAAACUGCUGUUGGUCUGGCCCACUGACCCGGAAACCCAGCCACCUGAGGUUGUGACUUUAGGGCUUCUAGUUUUGUAUUUAGCUUUAAUUCCAUCUGUGAGGCAGUGGAGACUGUUCAUUUUAUUUUACAUCAAAGGCUUUUGGAGGUUGAGAUGGGAACAGGAUGAUAGAACAGUAAUGCAUAAUUAUGGAGCAUUUGCUGUAUGGCAGGCAUUCGUAAGAGUGCAUUUGUUGAUAUUAUUGUUUGGCCUCUCCUGUCAUUAGCCCUAAGCAGCUACACUUGCUAAGCUCUGUGCUAAGGCUGCAGUAAGCAGGCAGGCAGUGCGUGCUGGUGAGCUUGGGCAGUGCUGGAGUGUGUCUUGCCCAGUGUGGGGAUGAACAUACACCCUUUCAUGCUCACAGGUGCCUUAGCCUGGAUGAUAAUGUUUAAGUUCAUUCUGUUUAUAUGCACCGUGUCAUUAAACAAUGCUGUGAAAAGGGCACUAUUAUUUCCCCCAUAUUUUCAGUGAUAAGGCAGAGGCCCAUGGGCUCCUUGUAGCAAUGGAGGCAUUCCUUGAGGAUCCAGGCAAUCUGACUCCCGAGUCCCGGGGCUGGACAGAAGGAAGCUGGCUCCGAGAGCUAGACUGCAGUGCAGAGGAAUUCCACGCUCCGCAGGUGCUGUCUUCAGAAGUUGCAUCUCGUCAGCAGGAUGAGUGCUUUUGGAAUAGACAAUCUUAAAUGUCAUAGUGAGGUGACUUGCAGAGAUAAGGAAGGACGCCAGCCUCAGGCACUGACUGAUGAAUCCAGAUGGUGACUUCCUCCUUGCAGGAGAAUCAGCCACUUACACAGACUGGGAGGGAUUCUACUGAGGGAAAAAAUGAAUUCGCAGCCAGGGACAGUGGCUCAUGCCUGUAAUUCCAGCACUUUAGGAGGCUGAGGAGGCAGGAGGAUCACUUGAGCCCAGGAGUUCGAGACCAGCCUGGGCAACAGAGCAAGAUCCUGUCUCUACAAAAACAGAACAAACCAACAAUUAGCCAAGUGUGGUGGCACACACCUGUAGUCCCACCUACUCGGGAGGCUGAGACGGGAGCAUUGCUUAAGCCUAGGAGUUUGAGGCUGCAGUGAGCUAUGAUUGUGCCACUGUACUCCAACCUGGGUGACAGAGCAAGAAUGUUAAAAAAAAAAAAUUCUCAUUUCUUCUCAUGGACUUUGUGUGUGUGUGUGUGUGUGUGUGUGUGUGUGUGGUUGGUUGGUUGGUUUAAGCCAUGGAUUAAAGAAAGGAGAACUAUUUCCUGUGACUAAAAGUGGUUUACAUAUUGGUGCUUUAGCAGGAAUUUUGGAGGGUGGCUUAAGUGAAUAAUUAAAACAGAAAUCUUCCUAGACGAUGUUUAUCACACUCAAGACAUUAAAAAUUAGAGUCAAGGGACUGCUAAGACUUGGGGUGCUGGUGGGUGAGGCUGCCUUUCAGGGAGGCCAUGCUGUGAGUUGAGAAUCCUAGGCCACCUUGCCUGCACUGCCAGCUUUGCAGCUGUGGGCACAUCUGGAUCCCCAUUUCUGUGCGGGUGCAGACAGGUGAAUGUUACCUGCGUGCAUCAUAAAAUGCUGUGAAAGGGGUCACAGGUAUUGCCCAGGCUUGGGCAGACUCAUUCAUAGGGCUCACUGGCUUGCAUGAGAAGGGAUGCUGGGCACGGUAAACACAGAAGGAGAAGGCAGGCUCUGCUGCCAGGAGCUUGCACCCUGAGCCACGUGGAACUGGUUUGCCUGUGAAGCAAUAGGCACAGUCCUGAAAGAGCACAGUCCUGAAAGAGCACUUCUAAUUGGGCAUACAAGCAAGCUCAUAAUAAAGUUCUCCUAGGAAGUUUUCCUCAUGUUUUGAAGAUGAUACACUUAGUCCCUGACUGGGGAUGGUUUCGCUUACACUUUUUCAACUUUACGAUGGUGUGAAAGUGAUACACGUUCAGUACGUUCCUCAAUUAACAAUGAAGCUAUGUCCCGAUAAACCCAUCAUAAGUUGAAAAUAUCCUAAGUCCAUAAUGCACUUCUGAUAUAAUGGUAUUUUCAACUUACAGUGGCUUUACCAAGAUGUGGCGCAUUGUAAGUCGAGGAGCAUCCAUCCCUGAUGGGAUAUAUAAGGAUGAGAUUUAUGCACAGAUGUUCCUCAGCUUAUGAUGGGAUCAUGUCCCAGUAAAGACACUGUAAGUUGGAAACAUCUGAAGUCGAAAAUGCAUUUGAUAUACCUAAGCUAUCAAGCAUCAUAGCUUAGCCUCACCUGCCUUCAUUGUGCUCAGAGCACUUAAACGUUAGCCUGCAAUUGGGCAAGUCAUAUCCAAACAAUGCUGACAGCACCGCACACUGUAGGGUAUCAGUUGUUUAACUUCGUGACCGUGUGGCUGACUGAGAGCUGUGAAUCACUGACAUUGCCCGGCAUUGUCAGAGACUAUCCGACCGCAUAUCGCUAGCCCAGGAUAAGAGCAGAAUUCCAGAUUUGAAGUACAGUUUCUACUGAAGGCAUAUUGCUUUCGCACCAUCGUGAAGUCAGAAUUGUUAAGUCGAGCCAUGGUAAGUUGGAGACCAUCUGAAUAACAGGAUGAGAUGUAGAGCAGGAUAUAUAUGUUAGAAACAAAGUUUCGCGAACAGUGCAAACGUUUUCUAGAUGGACUAUCCUACUCUUCUCUAUCUCAUUAAACACUUUGCUGGCAGCAACUCACUGAGUUGAAUUCCCGCUCCACCAGUAGCCUCCCCUGGGCGUUGGAAGGCUCUGCCCUCUGAUGGGGGUCUCCCUGGGAGCUGCGGCUGCGGACCCCCGUAGAUGGGAUGCAGCUGCCCAGUGUGGUCCUUGCCUUUGCAGGUGAGCGGGUGCAGGGAGGUGCGGGGUGGGGUGGCGGCUGCAGCAGUGGUGGUUGGGGGCCCUGCAGGCUCCCUCGGGGUGUAGCAGGGACAUGGUGUGGUGGUUAACAGGAGUAGGCCACUCAUGUGGGACGUCAGGACUAGUGCCACAAAGGCAGCCCUGUCACACGAACAGGUUCUUGGGGGACAGAGGUCUGUCUGGGACUGGCUAAUGACCUGGAAAGACUGGAGAGGCACCAUUGUCCACCACCAGAUGUAUGGCUGCAGGGUAGGAGUAGACUUAAGAAGGAACACUGUUGGCUGGGCGCAGUGGCUCACGCAUGUAAUCCCAGCACUUCGGGAGGCCGAGGCAGGUGGAUCACCUGAGGUCAGAAGUUCAAGAACAGCCUGGUCAACAUGGUGAAACCCCAUCUCUACUAAAUAUACAAAAAUUAGCUGGGCGUGGUGGCAGGUGCCUGUAAUCCCAGCUACUCUGGAGGCUGAGGCAGAAGAAUCACUUGAACCUGGGAGGCGGAGGUCGCAGUGAGUUGAGAGAUCACGCCAUUGCCCUCCAGCCUGGGCAACAAGAGCGAAACUUCGUCUCCAAAAAAAAAAAAAAGAAGGAACACUGUUAGGGAGGCAGUCAGUGAGCCUCAAGUCAGAAAGACAAACAAGCUCAUUUUAUGCAUUUGCUAACAUUUGACCUCUUCUGGGACGCGUAGGUCUCUCAAGUUCUGUUUCUGUUUCCUGUCACGCAGAUCAGAGAUGUGAAACAGACCUGGUGUACACCCGUCUGGGGUAGCACUGGGAGCCACGGCGUCCUGGCAGAGCAGGUGUGCCUCCCACAGGCUGAUGCAGCCGUUCUCUGUGCAGAGGCUGAGCCAUCCUAGGAGCAGCUGUGGGGUGAAAGUGUCCUUCCUUAAACUUAGUGCUCCUGCUCAUUCUCUCAGUAUGGCUAAUAGCUCAUUUAAAUAUACUAUGGUGGUUUUUAAUUUUUGUGACUCAUUCCCUCCCCUCCUCACCUGUGUUUUUCCUGUGUGUCAGGGACAUUUUAGGGGGACCAAAAGGAUCUCUGUCUCUGCUCUGUGCUUGCUCUGAGGUUGAAUAGAGAAUGUUCAGGGCUGUUCUUAUUUGAGUCACUGGAGCUGUUGUGAGCUCUGACGGCCUGGGAGCCCCACUACUGUCACAUGAGGACAGGGCGUGGGGUGGCUCAAGCAUGGCCGCUUGGGGUUGGGUCCUAGUGCUGUCAUGUUGGAGGUGUCUGACCUUUGCACUAAGUUUCCCCACUUACACUAAAUGGGGAUAAUCAAAGCUUUGUGUGGGGAUUAAGUGAGUUAAUGUAACCAGAACACUUAGAAUGGUGUGCUGCAUACAGUGAUAAUGCAGAACUACUCACUGCUGCUGGAGUGCGCUGUUAUAUUCUUUAUUAGGUCCUCAGACUUUUUCUAUGCCUAAGCCUUGAGGGUCUCUCUCAGCUGUGCUUUUCUGUUUUUUUUUUUUUUGUCUUCAAUAGAUUUUUCUAGGGUCUUUUCUGGUAAAAAGAGACUGGGAAUGCAAAUACAUUGAGCAUGAGUUGAGAGGAGUUUGGACAUCAGCCUGACCGUGGAAAACUGGGGAGGCGUGGAGUAUAUAGUUUCCUCUGGGUGGGUUACUGACAGACCAUGGGAGUUCUGGGGAAAAUGUAUGCUCUUCUCUUUAAGUACAAGCCACCAUUGCCAGGCAGAAGCUGAUAAAGUAAUUAGAAUUGUUGUUCAUACCUGACUUGCAGGAAUGUGUGUGCGUGUGUCUGCAUGCGUGUGUACGUAUAUAUACUGUGCAUGCAUAUUUGUGUGUGUGUACAUACAUAUGUACACACUGCAUGUGUCUGCAUUUAUGUACAUAUGGGCAUGUGGCAUGGGCAUAUGGCACAUGCGUAUCUGUGCAUGCACACAUGUACACAGCACACAUGCACACAUGCAGUGCAUAGUAUGCCUGCAUGUACAUGUGCGUACCAUGCAUGCAUGUACCUACACGUGUGCAUACUAAUUUGUGCACACGUGCACACUGCAAUGUGUACUUACAUGCAAGCCUACGAUAUGUGUUUGCAGGCACAUACAUGUUCACACACUGCCCAUGCACAUUUGCAUACACAUGUGUGCAUGGAACAUAUGCAGUACAACACAAGUGUGUUUGCAUACAUGUACAAACACACAUGUGUAUUUACCUACAUUUCAAGGUGAACCCUCCCCAGAAGGCUCUGCUCAAUGAGACUCUGAAAGUGUUCAAAAGCAUGGUCUGAGAAAGCAUCCCUCCUUCAGGGCAUGUACCCAAGUAGUCUUUCUCUUGCUGGCUGAAAUCAUCAGGGAUUGUUUCCAAGUUUUAACUUCUGAUUUUCACUCUUUUAAAUCCCAGAGCCGAUACUUGAACAGAAGUAAGUUUGCUGUUACACCUCUCACUUUGAUUAGCUUGUUGCGUUAAAUUAAUUGUCAGAUUGCCUGAAACCAAAGCUUCUUAAAAUGAACACUGGUUCACUCGGGAAAUUUUUGCAAGAUCAAAAAUGGAAGACUGUGUCACUGAUGAAAGGGAGAGAUAGCCAGAAUACAAAAUCUAGAGCUUUGGACCUGAAAUCUGGCUGCAAGAUGGUUUUUUCCUGUCUUACCUAAGAAGUGGCCCCCAGGAUUCACAUACCAGUAGCCUCUUUUUGUUAUUCUUUUUUUUUUUUUUAAACAUAUCCCCUUGUUAAAGAUCCUCUUGAUUGCAAGCAAAAGCAGCCUACUGUGCAGGCUGGCUUAAGCAGAAAAGGGAAUUUAUUGUGGGGACAUGGUGGGGAGGUGUCUCAUUACUGAGAGGAAGAAGGCUGGCUGGCCUCAGAAGGCAUGAGAACUGGGACCUGGGUCCAGCCCAGUCCAUGGUGGCCACAGCUGGAUCUCAGCUCUGCUCCUCCAGGCCAGGUGGCUGCUUUCUCCUCUCUCUGCAGUGGGAUUUUCUCUGCCCAGGACUCAUGUGUCUACCUGUGGGUCUAAUCUCCUAGCAUAGGCUGAGCCUGCACCUCCUUGAGAAAACAGAUUAGCUUAGCUUAGUCUGAGUGUUCACUCCAGGCGCACCCUGAGAGGGAGUGCAGCCUGCACAUGGGGUGGGUAGUUCUUAAAGGGAGCCUGCCUCCAGAGGCGCCGGGGGAGGGGGGGGGCCUGCAUUUAGAGUGUGUGCGUGGAGCAUGUAGCUUGUUCCUGUUUUCAUGGAGUCGCAGAGAUCAGAAAGCAUUUAUGCCUGUUUCUGACAGAGAUGCACACAGCUGGUCUGAAUGGGCAGGAUUGGGGUGAGGGCAGUGGAGGAGGGAUCUGGCCACACAGGCAGUCUGCUGUGAGGGCCACUUCAAGCCACUCUUCCCUUGCUGAGCUGUGAUUCGUUCUUUUCCAAGUGACUUAAACAGAGGCCUUUUCUCUUGUUUGUGGGGAUGAGGAUGGCGAAGGGAGGAGGAGGGAGAGGGUGGCUGAGUGGAGGAAGCGCAGUUGUGCUGCGGAGAUUCCUGCUCUGCAGCUUGUCUGCUGUGGAUUGGCCCAGGGGGAAUCCAGUUUGCGCAGCACUUACAUGGCGGGCAAACUCCAGUUUAUACCUGGAGCUGCAGGGCGGAGCUGCUGUCAGCUGGGAGCUGUUAUUGAGGAACAGCUGUGGUAGAGGUGGAUAAGAAGAAGACCUGACCCCACCUGCUGGGGCAAGAAGCCUGCAUAGCACAGCUAAACAGCCAUGUGGGACAACGGCUGAGCAAUGACAGUGGAACCCAGUGUCCCAUGCAAAGUGCUCAAGAAGUGGACGGGAUGGAUCGCUGCUGAGUGGCUCUUGAGGAGCUCAGAGUAUCUUGGGGCUGAUGUUGCCUGUUGGGACUUUCCCCAGCACAGACAGCGUGCGGGAUUUCAGAUGCUCUUCUCCUUGCCUUCAGAAGCCCAGGGAGUGUUGGCAGCUUGUUUGCACCUGAUCAGAUAAAAGAGGUCAUGAUCUCUGUGAAGGUCUUUUCGGGGAAGGGGUCACUGGCCUUGCCAAAUGUGGGAAGCGAGGCCUCUUCCCAGUUCUGCCUGUGACUCAAUGGCUGUGGCUCAGGGCAAGUCAUUGGAUUUGUUUUUUGUUUUUUUUUUCAGAAUAACGUCAGCAUGUGCUGAGCAUCUGACUCACGGGGUGAGGCAGUGAAUGAAGGACUUCAUCUCCGUGAAGUGCUUGACGUGAUAGAAUGAAAACCCUUGCGUUCCCAGCCUUGGCUGUCAGAGUCUCAUUUUAAGGAAAGCCGUUUUUGACGUGUGUUUCCUUUCAGUUCGGAGCUGGCUUCUGUUAGGACAGGGGGUUUCUGCCCACUUAGCUGUGUCUCUGGUAAUCUGAGAUUCUUGGAAACGGGCCACAGUGAUUCCUCUGGCCACAUUCAGGGUCAGGUUUUCAGUUCGUCUUCCUGGUGUUUCCGCGCCUCAUUCUAGGGGGAGGUUUAGUCGUUCCUUUCUCUGCUGUCCCCCAGUAGCUUCCGGCCAUUCCUUGUGAAGGAAUCUUCCUAAGUCAAUUUUCCCUGGUGAAGACUGAGCCCUGGAAGAAGAGAACAAAUCUCAUCCUUUGUCACUUGGGAAUUUCACUGGCGAAAUUCAGUGAGGCACUUGAGGUUUGUAAAUGGGCAGACGUUUCCCACACGAUUACGUCUGUAUGUUGGAAAGAUAUUUCUAAGUUGUAGUGAGGUAGGAGGGAUUCUCAGCGAGAGGAGGGGCUUGGGCUGAACCCGGCACUGCUGGGACAUGAACAGGGGAAACAGCGUUGGCGGUGGAGCAGGUAGACAUUCCCUUGACCUCGUAAGUCCUGGAUGCCACCCGGCGAACUGGCCUGCGGGCUGGAAAUGAUGCAGCUGACCCAGUAAACGCACUCAGCUCACCUUUUAGUCUGGUCCAGAACGCUGAAUUGAGCUCUUGGAUCUUGGUGCUAAAUACGUGGUGUGGCAUUAAUGGCAGUAAAGAUGGAUGGUUAUGUACCAUGUAGAACGUGCAAAUCUGUUUUCAAUAGGCUUUAUUUUUUAGAGCAGUUUUGGGUUCACAGCAAAAUUGAGCAGAAGGUACAGAGAGUGCCUGUAUACCUGCUACCCCAACAUCCAGCUUCCCCUAUUAGUUUCCCUUCGCAAGAGUUAUAGUCCACAAACCUACACUGACACAUCCUUAAGUCUCCCAAGUCCACAGCUUACAUUAGGGUUCACUCUUUUUUUUUUUUUUUUUAAGAUGGAGUCUCACUCUGUCACCCAGGCUGGAGUGCAGUGGCAUGAUCUCGGCUCAUUGCAACCUCUGCCACCCGGGUUCAAGCGAUUCUCCUGCCUCAGCCUCCUAAGUAGGUGGGAUUACAAGCUCCUGCCACCACACCCAGCUAAUUUUUGUAUUUUUAGUAGAGACAGGGUUUUACUAUCUUGGCCAUGCCGGUCUUGAACUCCUGACCUUGUGAUCCACCUGCCUCGGCCUCCCAGAGUGCUGGGAUUACAGGAGGGUUCACUCUUGCUUUUGUACAUUCUAUGGGUUUGGACAAAUGUACAGACACACGUCUGAGAAAAUUGUGGGUUUGAUUUCAGGCCAUCACAUAAAGCAAAUACGGCAGUAAAGCAAGUCACACACAGUUUUUGGUUUCCUAGUGCAUACAAAGUUAUGUUUACACUGUAUUGCCGUCUGUGAAUAGGGCAGUAGCCUUAUGCCUAAACAAUGUACGGAUCUUAAUUUUAAAAUAUUUUAUUACUGAAAAAUGCUAAGGAUCAUCUGAGUUUUUAGCAAGUCGAGUCAUAGUCUUUUUGCCCAGAUGUUGAUGGCUGCUGACUGAUGACGGUGGUGGUGGUUGAAGGUUGAGGUGGUGGCUGCGACAGUUUCUUAAAAGAAGACAACAAUGAAAUUUGCCACAUUGAUGGACUCUUCCUUUCACAAAAGAUUUCUUUGUAGCAUGCGUUGCUGUUUAGCAUUUUGCCCACAGUAGGACUUCUUUCAGAAUAGGAGUCAGUUCCCUCAAACCCUGCCACGUCUUUGUCAAUUAAGUUUAUUCUGAAUCCUUUGUUGUAAUUUUGACAUGCUCACAGCAUGUUCCCUAGGAAUAGAUUCCAUCUCAGGAAACCACUUUCUUUGCUCUUCCAUGUCUUUUUCCAGGUUCUAUCAUGAGUUUGCAGCAAUUCAGUCACAUCUGUCGUCUCCACUUCUAGUUCUCUUGGUGUUUCCACCACAACUGCAGUUCCUUCUCCACUCUAGUCUUGAACCCCUCAAAGUCAUCCAUGAAGGUUGGAAUCAGCUUCUUCCACGCUCUGGAGGACUGGAAUGAAAUUGACCCCAUUAAAAAGAAAGACCUUCAUCACAGCAAUGGAGAAGAGAAAGCACAAAGCAUGGAGACCCUCCCUCCAGGGAAAGUACGGUGGCCAGACUUUAACCAGGAAGCUUAUGUUGGAGGGACGAUGGUCCGCUCCGGGCAGGACCCUUACGCCCGCAACAAGUUCAACCAGGUGGAGAGUGAUAAGCUUCGAAUGGACAGAGCCAUCCCUGACACCCGGCAUGACCAGUGUCAGCGGAAGCAGUGGCGGGUGGAUCUGCCGGCCACCAGCGUGGUGAUCACGUUUCACAAUGAAGCCAGGUCGGCCCUACUCAGGACCGUGGUCAGCGUGCUUAAGAAAAGCCCGCCCCAUCUCAUAAAAGAAAUCAUCUUGGUGGAUGACUACAGCAAUGAUCCUGAGGACGGGGCUCUCUUGGGGAAAAUUGAGAAAGUGCGAGUUCUUAGAAAUGAUCGACGAGAAGGCCUCAUGCGCUCACGGGUUCGGGGGGCCGAUGCUGCCCAAGCCAAGGUCCUGACCUUCCUGGACAGUCACUGCGAGUGUAAUGAGCACUGGCUGGAGCCCCUCCUGGAAAGGGUGGCGGAGGACAGGACUCGGGUUGUGUCACCCAUCAUCGAUGUCAUUAAUAUGGACAACUUUCAGUAUGUGGGGGCAUCUGCUGACUUGAAGGGCGGUUUUGAUUGGAACUUGGUAUUCAAGUGGGAUUACAUGACGCCUGAGCAGAGAAGGUCCCGGCAGGGGAACCCAGUCGCCCCUAUAAAAACCCCCAUGAUUGCUGGUGGGCUGUUUGUGAUGGAUAAGUUCUAUUUUGAAGAACUGGGGAAGUACGACAUGAUGAUGGAUGUGUGGGGAGGAGAGAACCUAGAGAUCUCGUUCCGCGUGUGGCAGUGUGGUGGCAGCCUGGAGAUCAUCCCGUGCAGCCGUGUGGGACACGUGUUCCGGAAGCAGCACCCCUACACGUUCCCGGGUGGCAGUGGCACUGUCUUUGCCCGAAACACCCGCCGGGCAGCAGAGGUCUGGAUGGAUGAAUACAAAAAUUUCUAUUAUGCAGCAGUGCCUUCUGCUAGAAACGUUCCUUAUGGAAAUAUUCAGAGCAGAUUGGAGCUUAGGAAGAAACUCAGCUGCAAGCCUUUCAAAUGGUACCUUGAAAAUGUCUAUCCAGAGUUAAGGGUUCCAGACCAUCAGGAUAUAGCUUUUGGGGCCUUGCAGCAGGGAACUAACUGCCUCGACACUUUGGGACACUUUGCUGAUGGUGUGGUUGGAGUUUAUGAAUGUCACAAUGCUGGGGGAAACCAGGAAUGGGCCUUGACGAAGGAGAAGUCGGUGAAGCACAUGGAUUUGUGCCUUACUGUGGUGGACCGGGCACCGGGCUCUCUUAUAAAGCUGCAGGGCUGCCGAGAAAAUGACAGCAGACAGAAAUGGGAACAGAUCGAGGGCAACUCCAAGCUGAGGCACGUGGGCAGCAACCUGUGCCUGGACAGUCGCACGGCCAAGAGCGGGGGCCUAAGCGUGGAGGUGUGUGGCCCGGCCCUUUCGCAGCAGUGGAAGUUCACGCUCAACCUGCAGCAGUAGGAGGGUCCGGGAGGCCCUGCCGUCCUGUCUCCUGCACCAUUGGGUGGAGUCUGGUGAUCACAUUAUUGAUUAUGUUUCUUAAACUUUCCGCGAAACUAAUAUACCUCAGUAUUCCAUCAUGGUCUGAAAGUCAAACUUCGGCAAGGCACGGACGACUGUGCAGACACAGCAGCGGCAAGAAGCGAGAACUGCCCUCCCCCUCCUCUCGGUGCAGCCCAGCCGGGCCCCCUUCCCCAGGCCGGAGCGCCCCUCUUCCUUCCAGCUUUCACUUCUGCCGGCUCCGCAACUGAGUGACACCCAGCGACAACCGACUGGGGAGUGGUAGAAGCAACUGAACGGAUGCGUGCGAGCUGAGGACAGGGCGGGAGGAGGGGGCACACAUGCCCCAGGGGAGCGAGGAGAACUCUUGAAAUCUCCAUUUUCAAUCCCUUCGAAAUCACGUAUGGUUUCCACAAAGCCGAGUCGUGUCACGUGGCAGGUUUACGUCAAUAGUCCCUCUCUCUGCUCCUCCAUUCGCAAGUGUCUUCCUGGGCCAGACUCCCCUCCACCUCAUGUACUUGCUAUAUUGAGGAUGAAGUUUUCUAUGGUGGGACACUAAAUAUAAAGCUAUAUAGAGAAAGAAUGUACGGUCAGUUCCCUAUGGUUUCUGUAGAUCAUCGUCAUCUUGUAUAUUCCCCACAAAGCCGUUCGCAGCUUCCGGGAGAAGGGGCCAGAGCCCGGUGGGGCCAGUUUCUCACAGAGGGAGGAGGUGGCCUUUGUCCCCUGGAGCCCGAUCAGCCAGUUGGUGCUACUGCUGUGGCCAGCUGGGGGGCUUCCUCCAGACCACCGGCCUCGGCCCCGGCAUCCCUGUUGGGCGUCAGCCUGAGAGUCCCUACUGUGCGUCAGAAUCCACCUUGCGUGCUGUGCGUAUCUGUGAACCUGGAGCGGUUACUUAUUUUGACAGAUAUCACUUUGGGUCUUUUUACAUUAAAUUUCUUUUCUCUAAGGAAUAUAAGACAUACCCCAUAGCUCUGUGUGAGCCAGCAAUACCGCUGCCCCCUGGCGACAGGGCAGACCAAUGAUGCCAGGCAGCUGUCACACGCUAGUAUUGGCUUCAUUGUGAUCUGAGCCCUGCACGCUGGGCCUUCAGAAUUAAUGGCCAGCAGUGUCAGGGAUGAGCCCGUCAGCCAGGGCACAGGCCUGGCUCACAGUCCUGCACACCUGCUGGCCUGGGGAGCUCCAGCCAGGCAGCGAGUCCUGCCCCGCCCGCAGCUCCCUCCCACACCCCGCCUGGCCAAGAUGACUGCUUCAGGGGGCUUUGGGGAAAGAAUUAGGAAGGGUCAGAACCAAACAAUACCUGCUCAUUUACACUGAGGAUUCAGGGCGGGAGACAGGAGCCUUGGGGUCCUGUUAAACCACAGACAGUUAUGAACUGAAAGUCAUAACGGGGAGAGGUGCCUGGCUUCUACCUGGGUGCUCAGGAAUGUUCCUCGUCACCCCUGCCACUCUGUGGUCGGUGCCCUGCUUCCUCCUCCACUCCUGGCCGCCUUCUCCAGCGCCGCACACACAGAUGCUCAGUCUCAGAGAGGCUGGCACGGCCUGGCAGUCUGAGAAAAGCGUCAGUUAGGCACACCUGCAGGCCCCUCGGUGGGACAGCGGCGGCCUUGGAGUUAGGAGCCACCCUGGGAGGUUGUGCCGGUGCCAUGCUCCUCCCUGUGUCUUGUAUGAAAGGGGCCACUGUGUGUCUUCCUCCCCGGCGGGAGCCCCACAUGUGUGCACUGUAGGACAGCGGCCCCGAGGUGGAAGCCUGGCUGGAGGGCUGCCCUAUAGGUCUUCUCUUCCCGCCUCCCCUGCCAUGCAACCAGAUGUGUUGUGAGUGGGCAGCGUGCCCCCACGCUGGAGUAACUCCGCACGCUUCUGUCUUUCACGGUGGGCGCUCGGGGGGAGCCUGAGGAAAACCCCCUUAGGUACCUGUGCGAGGCUGUGGAGUGCAGGCCAGAGCAGGGUGUGCGUAGCCCCCAGCACCCAGGUUCUUCUGUCAGACCCUGUGACCUGCGAGCUGCUACUACUGUAAGGAGGGAAAUGGAUGAAUCUGGCUCGUUUUAAAAUCACGUUUUCUGACGAAUCCUUUGCCCCUUCACCUUUACCCCGCCCGCACCCCUAGGCCCUCUCAGCCUUCCUAUCAUCCCACGUGUCUACCCAGACCCUUGUGCGGCCCAUGCCCUGGGGGCGGCGUCCUGUCCCUGAGCUGGGAGGCGGCUUUGGAUGGUCCGGGCGUCAAGAGCAGGGGUGGGCCGGGGAGGGGUCCUUUGCGGUGAGCUAUGUUUACAUGACACAGUGUGCCAAAGUGACUUACUGCGGUUGCGUUAGUUUUUAAUCAUCAGGACUAUCUCACCCUCCCACUCCUGUUUUUAAAACUCAGAAUUCUUUCCUAAGAGCCCUUCGAGCAAAGCGUGCCGAAGUUAGUUGUCUUCUCUGUGCUGGUCCUUUCUUAUGUCCUCAUAAAAGCUCAGAUGAUGGUAUCUGUGAGUAUGUUUUGCAAAUUCAAAAUAUAGUUUGGUAAUUUUUUUUUCCAGUUGAUUUUUAAAAAGAACUGCUGUACAGAGCUUGUACUUUGUCCAUUUUAUAGAUGGAAACCAUCCUUGAAAAUUGUUUAACUUAAAUAAAGAGAAGAUACUUUCUAGA